AUGGUCGCGACCCCCAAGGUCUUUGGCGGCGGCAAGUCCAAGCCGGUGCUGGAAAUCAGACCGGACUCGCCUUUCAUUGUUUUCCAGGGCGACGCGCACCACGCCGAGUCCGCCACUCUUACCGGAAAGCUGGUCCUGACAAACCACGACUCGAUUCCGGUCCGCUCUAUCAAAUUGUCUCUUAUUGGCACGCGCAAAGUCUCCUGGCUCACGAACGCCGUCAAUCCGCAGCAGAUCGUCUACAAAGAUGAAUUUCUCCGGGAGCAUCUGCAGAUCUACCCCACGGAUCUCGCCGUCAAGAAGACUGUGCAUCACAUGGGCCCGGGCGUCCACGAGUGGAACUUCAAGUUCACGCUGAGGGGUUCGUUGCCGGAGAGCGUCGAGGGUCUUGCCGGCAGCUACAUUGUUUACAACCUUCACGCGACAAUGGACCGCGGCAUGAUGGCCAAGACGCUGUACGCGGACAAGCACUUGAGAAUUAUCCGGACGCUGGCGUCAGAGAUCCUGUCCGAUGCCGCGAUGGAACAGACCAACGAAGAUGUGUGGGCCGACAAGCUGUGCUACAAGAUCACCAUUCCGCAAACGAAUUUCAUCUACGGAACGCAGGCUAUCGCGGACUUCCAGUUGAUUCCGUUGAAGAAGGGUGUUACCAUCGGAAAGAUCAAGAUGGAACUUCACGAACACGUCGUUCUGAACGCGAUUCAGGGCGAGCGAAACAUCCCGCACUCCUGGGAUGCCAUCGUUGCAAAGGACGAGUUUGAGAUGCCCACCGACGCCGAGCAGAGGAUGACCGACGAGGACGACGACCACCCGUUCGACGAAUCUUUCAAGUUCAAGCUGGCAAUACCGUUUCCCAAGUCUCUGAAGAAGUGCAGGCAGAACGUGGAGACGGACUUCAUCAGAAUAGAUCACAAGAUCAAGCUCUACGUAAAUCUGCACAACCCGGAGGGUCACACCAGUCAACUUCUUGUCAAGAACAACUGUGUUCUGUUCAUCUCACCCAAUCUCCCGAUCGGAGAGGAUCAGCAGGUCCUGGCUGCUAUCUCGGGCUCUGCAGUUGAAGCGGCCAUGCACGCCGAGGCCACUCAGGCUGCACCCCCCACUUAUGCGGAGCACCAGUUGGAUCAGAUGUACAGAGACAUUGAUCCGAGCGGAUUCAGAACCCCUGGCGGUUGGCACGGCUCUCCUAACCAGAGUGGCUACGUUACACCGUACUACGCGCAGAGCCGGAGAAACUCUGUUGAGGAUCUACCCUCGAUGGACACUACUGUUGCGGGUGGAGUGGGCGCCUCUGCCAGUCAACUGCACUCGCGCCUGACACGCCUCAGCAUCUCGCAGAACAACAGCGGUCUGAACUCGCGGAACAACAGCUACUCGCGGCAUUCUUCUGGCACCAACACGCCACACAACGGCUAUGAGAGCUCGGCCCCCAUUAGCCCGGCGGGCAACGAAUCGAGUAAUUCCGGAAAUAACAGCGGCCGCCAAUCGCACAACAGCAUGCACCGCACUCGCGACAGUCGCGACAGUCCGAGUUACUUCCCGCCAGUGGACACCAUCUCAUACGACAUGGAGGCUCUGGCGCGGAUUCCCAGUUACAACACAGCGCUACGCACCCCGCUGCGCACACCGAUCAGCGAAGAUCUUCCGACAUAUGCUGUGGCGACGAGCAGACCAGCAAGUCCUGUGCAUGAACCGCCACGACCUGGGCAAGCACACUUACGUGGAAGCAGGGAGACGACUCCAUCUCCGACCGGCAGCUUGGCCACGCUUACAGAGGAGACGGAGCGCAAUACGGCGUUUAAUCGUGCACUGCGCCCCGAGGCUGCCCACGUUAGCCAUUGA
Molecule: messenger RNA, 1842 nt
Organism: Diplodia corticola
Lineage: Eukaryota; Fungi; Ascomycota; Dothideomycetes; Botryosphaeriales; Botryosphaeriaceae
Product: carbon catabolite repression protein
Exons: 5
Coding region: 1-1842 (613 amino acids)
Biological process (GO): ubiquitin-dependent endocytosis
Cellular component (GO): cytosol; plasma membrane; cytoplasm
Molecular function (GO): ubiquitin protein ligase binding; protein-macromolecule adaptor activity
Source: RefSeq, a predicted model, not a curated record